AUGGUCAUUCGAGACCCGUUCAACAUCCAUAACAAGAACUCAGCUGUGUCGAUUCUUCGGACGACUGCCACGCGAGCAGCGAUUGGGAUCACCGAGAAGGCCGUCGAGGCCGGCAUAAAUGUGAUUGAGAAGGGAAAGCAGACAGCCGAGGACAUGGCUUUCCAGAUGCCCAAGAACGUGCCCUCUUUCUCCAACCCUCAGAGGGCACUAGAGGACCAGUCCUGGGGUUCAGGGGUGACCUCACGCUUUGGACGUGGUUCGCAAGCCCUGCCCAUGUACAAGGACAAACCCUACGCGUAUCCGCCGUCGCAGCGGUCGCGGCCCGCGUGGCGGCGCAAACGUGUCGUCGGCGUCUUCCUGCUGGUGCUGUCGCUGCUCUACUACCUCGGCGUCUUCUCCUCGGGGCGCCAUGCUGCGACUGAGAAGCCAUCCUGGAGCUGGCUGAAGAACUCGGAGUCGGAGAAGAAGGCGGACUGGAGCAAGAGGCGGGAACGGGUGGUUGAUGCCUUCAAGCUGAGCUGGGAUGCGUAUGAGCGAUACGCUUGGGGCUAUGACGAGUUCCACCCCGAGUCGAAGAAGGGCAAGCAGAUGGCACCCAAAGGCAUGGGCUGGAUUAUCGUCGACGCCCUGGAUACAAUGAUGCUGAUGAACCUCACCUCCCGGGUCAGCCACGCGAGAGAGUGGAUUUCGACCUCUUUGACAUAUGACCAAGAUCAGGACGUCAAUACAUUUGAGACGACUAUCCGAAUGAUUGGAGGGCUACUGUCAGCCCACUACCUCUCAAACGAGUUCCCACUUUUGGCUCCCCAGACAGAUGAUGACGUUGGCGCCCCUGGUGAGGAUUUGUACCUGGAGAAGGCGAAGGACCUGGCCGAUCGUGUGAUCUCGGCUUUUGACUCGGACUCUGGGGUUCCCUACGCGAGCGUUAACCUGGCCAAGUUCGAAGGUAUCCCGGCCCAUGAUAUGGGAGGGGCUUCGUCCACCGCCGAGGCCACAACACUUCAACUCGAGUUCAAGUAUCUUGCCAAGUUGACGGGCGAGAAGUAUUUCUGGGACAAGUCGGAGAAGGUCAUGGAAGUCCUCGACAACAACGGUGCCAAGGAUGGCUUGGUUCCGAUCUACAUCAACGCCAACACUGGCAAGUUCAGCGGUGACAACAUCCGACUCGGAAGCCGUGGUGACUCGUAUUACGAGUAUCUCAUCAAGCAGUACCUCCAGACAGAGAAGCAGGAGCCCGUCUACCGGGACAUGUGGGACGAGACCCUGAAGGGUGUCCGUAAGCAUCUCAUCACUUACACACCCUCGGGAUUCACUGUCCUUGGUGAAAGGCCGAAUGGAUUGAAGGGGACGCUCUCACCCAAGAUGGAUCAUCUGGUUUGCUUCAUGCCCGGCACCAUUGCUCUCGCUGCCACUGGCGGCUUGCCCGAAGCCGAAGCGAAGAAGCUGUCAACGUGGACGAAGCAGAACGAGGCGGAUAUGCAGCUUGCCCGGGAGCUGAUGCAUACCUGCUGGGGCAUGUACAAAUGGAUGGCGACAGGCCUGGCUGCCGAGAUCACAUACUUCAACAUUGCCGACCCGCCGCCUGCUGAAUCUGAUCCUCACAAGGCACCGGCAGAAUUCGACCCUGACCCCCAUGCUGCUUGGCGCAAGGACUUCGACGUCCACGCCAUGGAUAGACACAACCUACAAAGACCCGAGACGGUCGAGUCUCUCUUCUACAUGUGGAGAAUCACGGGCGAAACCAAGUACCGCGACUGGGGCUGGGAUAUGUUCAAGUCGUUCAUGAAUUACACCGCCGUCGAGGACGGGGGCGGUUUCACGAGUCUGUCAAACGCGCACGUCAUUCCGCCCGUGACUCGGGAUAACAUGGAAAGCUUCUGGCUGGCCGAGACACUCAAAUACUUCUAUCUCUUGUUCUCGCCUAACGACCUACUUCCUCUUGACAAGGUGGUCAUCAACACCGAGGCGCAUCCGUUCCCGCGUUUCCAGAUGGGGCAAUUGUUCUCGACUGGGUGGAAGAGGAAGCCGAGGGAUGAGGAUGGGAAGAUCAUUAAGUGA
Molecule: messenger RNA, 2058 nt
Organism: Neoarthrinium moseri
Lineage: Eukaryota; Fungi; Ascomycota; Sordariomycetes; Amphisphaeriales; Apiosporaceae
Exons: 3
Coding region: 1-2058 (685 amino acids)
Biological process (GO): carbohydrate metabolic process; N-glycan processing
Cellular component (GO): membrane; endoplasmic reticulum
Molecular function (GO): mannosyl-oligosaccharide 1,2-alpha-mannosidase activity; calcium ion binding
Source: RefSeq, a predicted model, not a curated record